Messenger RNA from Lachancea lanzarotensis, 642 nucleotides. RefSeq names its product LALA0S02e03950g1_1 (gene XPT1). Gene Ontology annotation, biological process: GMP salvage; IMP salvage; XMP salvage. The transcript has a single exon. Gene Ontology annotation, cellular component: cytoplasm. NCBI's taxonomy places the organism in Eukaryota, Fungi, Ascomycota, Saccharomycetes, Saccharomycetales, Saccharomycetaceae. Gene Ontology annotation, molecular function: hypoxanthine phosphoribosyltransferase activity. The coding region runs from base 1 to 642 and encodes 213 amino acids. The record is from RefSeq and is a predicted model, not a curated record.
AUGGUUGAAGCCUCGGAUACUGCUCAUAAGAUGUUUAUCUCCUACAACAACAUCCAUAAAGCCUGUCAAAAGAUUGCGAGUCAGAUUAUGGCGAAAGGCGAAAGGCCUGACGUGAUUGUCGCUAUCACUGGCGGUGGUAUGAUUCCAGCCAGAAUAAUCAGAUCGUUCUUGAAAAGCCGUGGUGAAAAGAACAUUCCUAUUCAAGCCAUUGGGCUCUCGCUUUAUGAAGAUCUGGGACUAGACGACCAUGUGGAAUCCAUCGGGAAAGAGGUCAUCAGAACUCAGUGGCUGGAUUUUGGGUCUCUCGAACAACAUUUUGAUUCUCUGAUUGGCAAAAAAGUGUUGAUCGUCGACGAAGUGGACGAUACCAGAACCACCUUGCAUUAUGCAGUCACUGAACUCGAAAAAGAAGUUAAAGAGCAGCAAAUCAAGCUGAACAGACUCGGUGAGGAGACUGUCUUUUCGAUUUUCGUGCUACACAACAAAGAUAAAACCAAAAAAGCUUCGCUUCCUGCUGAGAUGAUGGAAAAGGGCCGCUAUUUAGCAGCUGAAACUGUCCCUGAUGUGUGGCUAUGUUACCCAUGGGAAGCACUUGACAUUGAAGAGCACACUAAACUUGCUAUCAGUCAGGGCAACAACUGA